Molecule: messenger RNA, 1074 nt
Organism: Salvelinus fontinalis (brook trout)
Lineage: Eukaryota; Metazoa; Chordata; Actinopteri; Salmoniformes; Salmonidae
Product: granzyme B-like
Exons: 5
Coding region: 39-827 (262 amino acids)
Biological process (GO): proteolysis
Molecular function (GO): serine-type endopeptidase activity
Source: RefSeq, a predicted model, not a curated record
GUCUCUCUAAUCAUCUAGAUCUCUGCCAGUCCACCACCAUGUACCUUUACCUCCUCAUCCUCCUCCAACUCCUUUCCUCUGCUGGAGCCUCUGAGAGUGGUAUUGUGGGUGGUAAGAUAGCUAAGCCCCACUCCAGGCCCUAUAUGGUCUCUCUGCAACACAGAGGACGCCAUGUUUGUGGAGGAAUGCUCAUCCGAGAGGACUUUGUCCUGACUUCAGCACACUGCUUGAAAGGUUCUUAUCCUUUAACGGUGGUCCUUGGAGCUCACGACCUAACCGAAGAAGAGAAGAGUCGGCAAGAGAUUCAGGUGGUACAUCACCAUCGCCACCCCUUGCACAGACAAUAUAGCCAGCACACUUAUGACAUCAUGCUACUCCAGUUAAAGACUAAAGCAAAACUGAACAGGUAUGUAAAAGUCCUUGGACUCCCAAAGAAGGAUGGAUCAAUCCCAGCAAACAUCAAGUGCUCCGUAUCUGGUUGGGGCAAGACUAACUCGAACAACGACCAGGGUUCGGACGUUUUGAUGGAAGUGGCGGUGACGGUGGAGGAUAACUCUGAAUGCAAGAGCGUGUGGCAGAAAAACUUUGACAAAAAACAAAUGAUGUGCACUCGUACUACCGGCGGGAAAGGAUUUUGUCAGGGAGAUUCAGGGGGACCUCUAAUUUGUAACAACAAGGCACAGGGUAUCGUUGCUUUAAAUUAUGCUGAGAGAUGUGAUGAUUCCCAAUAUCCUCAUGUGUACAUGAAAAUCCCUUUCUUCAUGCCCUGGAUUAAAGAGGUGUUGCACGGAUAUGGUGCCAACAUGUCUUUAAACAAGCAGGAAUAAAUAACUAGAAAGCACUUUGAUUAUAGUGUACUAACAUAAUGGUAUCUAUUCCUGCAUAAAUACACUGCUCAUCAUGCCCUGGAUAGAGGACAAGUUUCUAAUUUUAAUAAUUUUUUUUCCAUUUAAAAAAACAUUUGUAACUGAUUUGAACUGAUUAUAACGGAUUUCCUUGUUAAGAUACUGUUUUUAUAUAUAUUUUUGCAAUUAGAAAUUAGAAAAUAUAUUAAAAUGUAAUGCUAAACCUUUA